AUGUGUUUCUUCGGUGCCUACCGCUACGCUCUCUGUGGGCACACCGACUUCCAAAUCGUGGUCUUCUGCAAAAACUUUCUGAACCCAGCAACCUUAACUGGCAGUUCUUCAAUAGUACCAGGAGCAACAUGCAUGCCGCGUCUGCGUGACCCUCAACGCAAUGACGCCGGUAAUAUUGUUCAAUACAACGUGGUUCUUCCAGAUCAUGCAAGAGCAGCAACCGCCAGCUACCUGCCUUCGCAACAGCAUCCCCCCCAGGGAUUGCAACAAGCCGAAGACAAAGACAAGAACGGACUGGCUGGCGCACAAAUCUCUAUCCCUGCCUGCAACCCAAGUCAAAUCUCAGGCUUAUGUGCCAACUGCACUGCAACAGCCCAGACACUGACAGAAAUCCACCAAACGCAACCCGAUUUCGGCCUGAGCAGCGAGUAUAUCCUCGAUGCCAGUAGAAUGAACGCGUACUUUCAGUACGUGAAUAAUGGGAACAACAACCUCGACAACUCCCGUGCAGAGCAGCUGUCGACUCUCCCAAGUCAAGCCGGAUAUGUCAACGCCAAUGUCGAUCCUAUGCUCAUGGGCACCACGAACAUGAGCACGAACACGACUAUGAAUGGAAUGGAUGCGGAUAUGCCCGUGCCCGUAGACCCGAGAAUCCUAAACUCAAACGCAGAUGCGAAUCUGACAAACAUGCAUGGACCCAGUAUUAUGGGAAUGGCAGACCAGAAUGGGGAUCAAAACGGAGCUAUGAUCGUUCAACAGCAGCCCCAGACCCUGUACCACAACACACAGGCAAAUUACACCCACAACGGCUAUCCUAUCAGCAGCAGUAGCAACAAUGGCCACUACUACAACACAACCAACAACAGUAUCAACGGCAAUGGCGAUGGCGAUAACACUAUGUAUCAGCAGAACCGUUCUCGAGGUCGUAUCGUCCGAAACCUUGGUAUGCCAGAAGACCCCUUUCUCACGACCAACACCAACGGCCAGCAGGUUGCUAUUCCUCGUCUGUUCCAGAAGACUGCCUCCCCCAAUAAGGAGCGUUCACGGGACAAGAAUGUGAGGUUUGCGGAGCCCAAUGACAACGACCGCAGCAACCUGCCGGCCUAUACGCCCAGCAAGUAUCGGCCCAGUCGGUUGGAAAUGCAGGCACUAAAAUUGAGGAAGGGAGUGCGUCGAUCUGCUGUUGCUGCUACUACUGCAGCAACGGCUGCGAGAAAUAACAGACCACUAGCACCAGCAGAACCAGUACAGCCCACUACUGAGGCUCAGGCAACGACGGUAGAGACUAGGCCUAGACAGCGUGCAAGCACGGUGCAGCGUCUGUCAGAGCGUUGGCAGUCGGCCUUGAGGUCGAGAUCGAAGGCUUCGACCAGUGACUCUGCUGUCAAGAAUGAGGAGCCAGCUGACAAGGCUGAGGGGGGAGAGGAUUGA
This is a messenger RNA of Talaromyces atroroseus, 1431 nucleotides long. RefSeq lists its product as hypothetical. The transcript has 2 exons. The record is from RefSeq and is a predicted model, not a curated record. The coding region runs from base 1 to 1431 and encodes 476 amino acids. NCBI's taxonomy places the organism in Eukaryota, Fungi, Ascomycota, Eurotiomycetes, Eurotiales, Trichocomaceae.